AUGCCUCUCUGGCGCAUCUUUUCCCACCCGUCGAUCUUCACCUCGGCCCAGAGAGAGGGCAUCUCCAAGGCCAUCACCGACCUCUACGUCUCGCGCGGCCUCCCGCCCUUCUAUGUCGUCGUCAUAUUCGUCGACGUGGACGAGAAGGGGAUCUUCGUCGGCGGCGAAUCCAAGAACAAUUUCGUGAGGAUUGUGGUGGAGCAGAUCGCCAGGGUGAUGAUGGGGCCCGAGACCGAGGAGGGGAAAGCGAGGAGAAAGGCGUGGAUGGAUCGAAUCAAUGAUGUCUUGAAACCGUACAUCAUCGACAGAGCCGAGUUGGAAUGGGAACUGCACAUCUAUGAGACGCCCCGUGAUCUCUGGAGAAUCCAGGGAUUGGAUCCUCCCCCGCCAUUCUCCGAGGCGGAGAAGCUGUGGGCGGAGAAGAACAAGGCUAUCCCGUACGAAGCCGAGCAGUCGUGAUUCUA
Cladophialophora immunda is the source of this 464-nucleotide messenger RNA. RefSeq lists its product as uncharacterized. Lineage: Eukaryota; Fungi; Ascomycota; Eurotiomycetes; Chaetothyriales; Herpotrichiellaceae. Bases 1 to 459 code for a protein of 152 amino acids. The transcript is spliced from 2 exons. The record is from RefSeq and is a predicted model, not a curated record.